Molecule: messenger RNA, 742 nt
Organism: Suricata suricatta (meerkat)
Lineage: Eukaryota; Metazoa; Chordata; Mammalia; Carnivora; Herpestidae
Gene: RAMP2
Product: receptor activity modifying protein 2
Exons: 4
Coding region: 16-546 (176 amino acids)
Biological process (GO): receptor internalization; regulation of G protein-coupled receptor signaling pathway; G protein-coupled receptor signaling pathway
Cellular component (GO): membrane; signaling receptor complex; cell surface
Molecular function (GO): coreceptor activity
Source: RefSeq, a predicted model, not a curated record
GGGUUCCGAGAGCGGAUGCUCAGAGACCCGGGCGAAUCCUUGGGCGCCCCGAGGCUCAGCCCAGGAAAUGCGUCCCGGUUCUGGGGUUACGAGGGGAGCUGUCCAGCCCCACGGGCUGUCCUGAAGCCCCAGGAGUCCCUGGCUCAGCUUCUUCCCACUGAAGACAGCUUUAAGUCAGAAGAGAACAAGAUGGAACUCUAUAAGAAUAAUGCCCAGGCAUGCUGGCAAUACUAUACACAGCAGAUGGACGCCAUCCCCAAGGAUUGGUGCGACUGGACCAUGAUUAGCAGGCCUUAUAGCGACCUGCAGUGUUGCUUGGAGGAUUUAGCAGAAGCAUUUGGCCUGGGCUUCCCCAAUCCCUUGGCAGAAGAGAUCAUCUUUGAGACUCACCAGAUCCACUUUGCCAACUGCUCCUUGAUGCAGCCCACCUUAUCAGACCCUCCAGAGGAUGUGCUCCUGGCCAUGAUCAUAGCCCCCAUCUGCCUCAUCCCCUUCCUGGUCACCCUGGUGGUGUGGAGGAGUAAAGACAGCGAGGCCCAGGCCUAGGGUGGUGUGAGCUCUUCUUAGCAGCCUUACUUCUUACUCUUAUUCGUUCCCCUGCCACCGCCAGCUCUCUCUCUUCCCCUCCCUGCCUCCUUCUCUCACUCCCACUCCCACCACAGACCCUUGGAUUGCUGGAAAUGGAAGUCCAGUGGUGACCCAAAUUUUGUAAUCUUCAAAAUAAAACCUUUCUCUCUCUCUU